AUGAGCUUCUUUAGGCAAGUCAGACUUCUUCUCUGGAAGAACUGGAUCCUUCGGAAAAGACAAAAGCUUCGUUUUCUGGUGGAGCUUCUAUGGCCUCUGUCAUUAUUUCUUGCCCUUGUCUGGCUGAGGAAAGCUAAUCCACUGUAUCGCCAGCAUGAAUGUCACUUCCCAAACAAGGCAAUGCCAUCUGCAGGAACACUGCCAUGGUUACACGGCAUCUUCUGUAACCUGAACAACCCCUGUUUUCGUAGCCCAACCCAUGGAGAGGGUCCAGGUGUUGUGUCCAACUACAACAAUUCCAUACUUGCAAGGGUAUAUAAAGAUGCUCAGGAGCUCUUACUGGAAGCCCCGGAAUUUCGUGACCUCGGCAGAAUCUGGGAAGAACUGGUCAUUAUGACUCAGUUUAUGGAAACAAUGAGAACUAAUCCUGAAAGAAUUGCAGGAAGAGGAAUACGAAUUCUAGACAUCUUGAAAGAUGGGGAGACUCUCACUUCCUUUUUGCUGGACAAUGCUGGCCUCCCAGAUAUUGUUGUUUUCCAGCUUAUUAAUGCUCAAGUGCGUCCUGAACAGUUUGCCUAUGGUGUCCCAAACUUGACUCUGAAGGACAUUGCUUGCAGUCAGACGCUCCUGGACCGCUUUAUUAUCUUCAGCAGCCGAAGAGCUCUCCCUUCUGUGCACAAGGCUAUGUGUGCCUUGUCCCAGGAAAGCUUACAGAGAGUAGAAGAUGCCUUGUAUGCAAAUGUUGACUUCUUUAAGCUAUUUCAGCUGCUUCCCACUGUGUUAGACAGAAACUCACCAGGUGCUGACUUGAAGACCUGGGGGAGGGUGCUGUCUAAUGUCUCACAGGCAGUGCAAAAGCUUGCCAGGAAGCCAAGCGUUCAGGACCUUUUGAUGGUUCUGCAACCAUUUCUACAAGGCGUAAGGCCAGAAUCCUUAGGCCACUUGGUGAGCUCCUUGUCUGAUCUUUUCUGUGGCUACCCAGAAGGAGGUGGAUCCAGAGUGCUUUCCUUCAACUGGUAUGAAGACAAUAACUACAAAGCUUUCCUGGGAAUUGACUCGUCAAAGAAGAAAUCCAGUUAUCUUUAUGAUAGCACAACCACACCCUUUUGUAAUGCAUUGAUCCAGAACUUGGAAUCAAACCCUUUAACCAAAAUAGCCUGGAGUGCUGUGAAGCCCCUGCUGAUGGGAAAAAUUCUCUUUGCUCCUGAUUCACCUCCUGUACGGCGAAUCCUAAAAAAUGCAAACUCCACUUUUGAGGAACUUGAACGCCUCAGACUGUUGACCAAAUCUUGGGAAGAAGUAGGACCUCAGCUGUGGUACUUCUUUCAAAACAGCCUGCAAAUGAAUAUGAUCCGUGACUCUCUGAAGCACCCUACAGUGAGGGACUUCUUGAACAGCCAGCUGGGUGCUGGAGGCUUAACUGCUGAGCAUAUAAUCAACUUUCUCCACAAUGGGUCUCCAGGGAGUCGGGAGAAGGGAAUGGCAGACUUCGACUGGCGGAACAUCUUCAGGGCUGCAGACCAAGCUCUGCGUUUUAUUAAUCAGUAUCUGGAGUGCUUGACCUUGGAUAAAUUUGAAGGUUAUCUUGAUGAAACUCAACUGGCUCAUCAAGCCCUUCAUCUGCUGGAGGAAAACAAGUUCUGGGCUGGUGUGAUUUUUCCAGACAUAGAGCUUACAACCAGAAGUCUUCCACCACUUGUGAAAUACAAGAUCCGGAUGGACAUAGAUGCAGUGGAGAAAACAAACAAAAUCAAAGACAGGUACUGGGAUCCUGGUCCAAGAGCUGAUCCUGUGGAUGACCUACGUUAUAUCUGGGGAGGAUUUGCAUAUCUCCAAGACAUGAUUGAGCAUGGGAUUAUAAAGACCCAGACCAACACUGAAGUGCCAUUAGGAAUUUAUUUGCAGCAAAUGCCAUAUCCGUGUUUUGUGGAUGAUGUCUUCAUGAUCACCUUAAACCGCACCUUUCCCAUCUUCAUGGUGUUAGCUUGGAUAUAUUCAGUUUCCAUGACCGUGAAGAGUAUAGUGCUGGAGAAGGAAAUGCGUCUGAAAGAGGCUAUGAAGAACAGAGGUAUAACUAAUGGGGUGAUUUGGUGCACUUGGUUCCUAGACAGCUUCGUCAUGAUGUCUGUGAGCACGUUCCUCCUCACAGCACUGAUUAUGCGCGGACAAGUCCUACAUUAUAGCAGUCCACUUCUCUUCUUUCUAUUCCUACUGACAUUCACCACAGCCACCAUAAUGCAGUGUUUCUUAUUCAGUACCUUCUUCUCCAAAGCAAAUCUGGCAGCUGCCUGCAGUGGAGUCAUCUACUUCACCUUGUACCUGCCCCACAUCGUCUGCUUUGUCUGGCAAGACCGCAUGACUGUGAAUCUGAAGAUCCUCGCAAGUUUGCUUUCUCAAGUAGCUUUUGGUUUUGGUACAGAAUACUUGUCGCGCUACGAAGAGCAAGGUCUUGGCCUACAGUGGGGUAACAUCAGAACCAGUCCCUUGGAAGGAGAUGAAUACAGUUUUCUUUUUUCCAUUAAAAUGAUGCUUUUUGACGCUUUUCUCUAUGGAAUACUUUCUUGGUAUCUUGAUAAUGUUUUUCCAGGGGACUACGGGCUACCACAGCCUUGGUAUUUCCCUGUGCAGGAAUCUUACUGGCUUGGCUCUAAAAAUCCAAACGCUGAGAAAACAAAGGCCAUGGAAGGGGAAAAAAAUGAAAGCAGAACAAAGAAAUCUGAAGAACCUGAAAAGCCAGAAGAAAAGAUAAAUACCUUCUUUGAGCCUGAGCCGACAGGAUUGAUUCCAGGAGUUUGCAUUCAGAACCUGGUGAAGAUUUUUGCCAACAGGCCCAAGCCAGCAGUAGAUGGGAUGAAUAUUACUUUUUAUGAGGGCCAGAUCACAGCCUUCCUUGGUCACAAUGGAGCAGGAAAGACAACCACCAU
Molecule: messenger RNA, 2924 nt
Organism: Mesitornis unicolor (brown roatelo)
Lineage: Eukaryota; Metazoa; Chordata; Aves; Mesitornithiformes; Mesitornithidae
Gene: ABCA4
Product: ATP-binding cassette, sub-family A (ABC1), member 4
Exons: 19
Biological process (GO): lipid transport; transmembrane transport
Cellular component (GO): membrane; intracellular membrane-bounded organelle
Molecular function (GO): ATPase-coupled intramembrane lipid carrier activity; ABC-type transporter activity
Source: RefSeq, a predicted model, not a curated record